CGGGCGGGCGGUGCGUUGUCAUCGGCGGAGCGACGGCCCGAGGCGGCGGCGCAGGCCCCGGCGGGGCGUUUGGUUUCGGUUCGUCGCUGACGGGAACUGGUGUUGACGGCUGAAAUGGGAGUCCCUAAGUUUUACCGGUGGAUCUCAGAGCGGUAUCCCUGCCUCAGCGAAGUAGUGAAAGAGCAUCAGAUUCCUGAAUUUGACAACUUGUACCUGGAUAUGAAUGGAAUUAUACAUCAGUGCUCUCAUCCUAACGACGAUGAUGUCCACUUCAGAAUUUCAGAUGACAAAAUCUUUACUGACAUUUUUCACUACUUGGAGGUGUUGUUUCGAAUUAUUAAGCCUAGAAAAGUGUUCUUUAUGGCUGUUGAUGGUGUGGCUCCUCGAGCAAAAAUGAAUCAGCAGCGUGGGAGGCGUUUUAGGUCAGCCAAGGAGGCAGAAGACAAAAUAAAAAAGGCCAUUGAAAAGGGAGAAACUCUUCCUACAGAGGCUAGGUUUGAUUCCAACUGUAUUACACCAGGGACUGAAUUCAUGGCCAGGUUACAUGAACACCUGAAGUAUUUUGUAAAUAUGAAAAUUUCCACAGACAAGUCAUGGCAAGGAGUUACCAUCUACUUCUCAGGCCAUGAGACUCCCGGAGAAGGAGAACAUAAAAUCAUGGAAUUUAUCAGAUCCGAAAAAGCAAAGCCAGAUCAUGAUCCAAACACCAGACACUGUCUUUAUGGUUUAGAUGCUGACUUGAUCAUGCUUGGAUUAACAAGUCACGAGGCACACUUUUCUCUUUUAAGAGAAGAAGUUCGAUUCGGUGGCAAAAAAGCACAAAGGGUGUGUGCACCAGAAGAAACCACAUUUCACCUCCUACAUUUGUCAUUAAUGAGAGAGUAUAUUGACUAUGAGUUUUCAUUAUUAAAAGAAAAAAUCACAUUUAAAUAUGAUAUUGAAAGAAUUAUAGAUGAUUGGAUCUUGAUGGGAUUUCUUGUUGGCAAUGAUUUUAUUCCUCAUCUACCUCACUUACAUAUUAAUCAUGAUGCACUGCCUCUUCUUUAUGGAACAUAUAUUACCAUCCUGCCUGAACUUGGGGGUUAUAUUAAUGAAAGUGGGCAUCUCAAUUUACCUCGAUUUGAGAAAUACCUUGUGAAAUUAUCUGAUUUUGAUCGGGAGCAUUUCAGUGAAGUUUUUGUGGACCUAAAGUGGUUUGAAAGCAAAGUUGGUAACAAGUAUCUCAAUGAAGCAGCAGGUAUCGCAGCAGAAGAAGCCAAGAACUACAAGGAAAAGAAAAAAUCAAAGGGCCAGGAAAAUUCUGUAUGUUGGGCUGCUUUAGACAAAAAUGAAAGUGAAAUGCUAGUUCCCAAGGAUAAUUUAGAAGAUGAGACUGAAGAUGAUGAUCUGUUUGAGACUGAGUUCAGACAGUACCGGAGAACCUACUACAUGACGAAGAUGGGGGUAGAUGUGGUAUCAGAUGACUUUUUGGCUGAUCAAGCUGUAUGUUAUGUUCAAGCAAUACAGUGGAUUUUGCACUAUUACUAUCAUGGUGUUCAGUCCUGGAGUUGGUAUUAUCCUUAUCAUUAUGCGCCUUUUCUAUCUGAUAUCCGAAACAUCAGUACACUCAAAGUCCACUUUGAACUAGGAAAACCUUUUAAGCCAUUUGAGCAGCUGCUUGCUGUACUUCCAGCUGCUAGCAAAAAUUUGCUUCCUGCAUGCUACCAGCAUUUGAUGACCAGUGAAGACUCACCGAUUAUAGAAUAUUAUCCACCUGAUUUUAAAACUGAUCUAAAUGGAAAACAACAAGAAUGGGAGGCUGUUGUAUUAAUACCUUUUAUUGAUGAGAAGAGAUUGUUGGGAGCCAUGGAGUCAUGUAACCAUGCCCUCAAAGAGGAAGAGAGGAAAAGAAACCGACACAGUGAGUGCCUAAUGUGCUGGUAUGAUAAAGACACAGAGUUCACCUACCCAUCUCCAUGGCCAGAAAAGUUCCCUGCCAUAGAACAUUGCUAUACAAGGUACAAAAUAAUAUCACUAGAUGCUUGGCAUGUAGAUAUAAACAAAAAUAAAAUAACCAGAGUUGACCAGAAGGCAUUAUAUUUCUGUGGAUUUCCUACUCUGAAACACAUCAAACACAAAUUUUUUUUGAAGAAAAGUGGUGUUCAAGUAUUUCAGCAAAGCAGUCGUGGAGAAAACAUGAUGUUGGAAAUCUUAGUGAAUACAGAAUCAAAUGAACUUAGUAUAGAAAAUGUAGCUUCAUCUGUGCUUGGAAAGUCUGUCUUUGUUAAUUGGCCUCACCUUGAAGAAGCUAGAGUUGUGGCUGUAUCAGAUGGAGAAACUAAAUUUUACUUGGAAGAACCUCCAGGGACUCAGAAGCUGUACUUUGGAAGAACUGCUCCACCAUCUAAAGUGAUCCAUCUUGGAGAUAAAGAGCAAUCUAGCUGGAUAAAAGAAGUACAGGGAAUAUCGGAACAUUACUUGAGAAGAAAAGGAAUAAUAAUAAAUGAAACAUCCACAGUUGUGUAUGCUCAGUUACUCACAGGUCGUAAAUAUCAAAUAAAUCAUAAUGGUGAAGUUCGUCUAGAAAAGCAGUGGUCAAAACAAAUCCUUCCUUUUGUUUAUCAAACCAUUGUCAAGGACAUCCGAGCUUUCGACUCUCGAUUCUCCAUUAUCAAAACAUUGGAUGAUUUGUUUCCUCCUGGAAGUGUGGUGUUCAUGCUGGGGACUCCUUAUUAUGGCUGCACAGGAGAAGUUCAGGUUUCAGGUGAUGUGAUCACAGAAGGCAGAAUUCGUGUGGUUUUCAGCAUUCCAUGUGAACCCAAUCUUGAUGCUUUAAUACAGAACCAGCAUAAAUAUUCUAUAAAGUACAACCCAGGAUAUGUGUUGGCCAGUCGCCUUGGAGUAAGUGGAUACCUUGUUUCAAGGUUUACAGGAAGUAUUUUUAUUGGAAGAGGAUCUAGGAGAAACCCUCAUGGAGACCAUAAAGCAAAUGUGGGUUUAAAUCUCAAAUUCAACAAAAAAAAUGAGGAGGUGCCUGGCUAUACGAAGAAAGUUGGAAGUGAGUGGAUGUACUCAUCGGCCGCAGAACAACUUCUUGCAGAAUAUUUAGAGAGAGCUCCAGAACUAUUUAGUUAUAUAGCCAAAAAUAGCCAAGAGGAUGUGUUCUAUGAAGAUGACAUUUGGCCUGGAGAAAAUGAGAAUGGUACUGAGAAAGUUCAAGAAAUUAUUACUUGGCUAAAAGGACAUCCUGUCAGUACUUUGUCUCGUUCAUCUUGUGAUUUACAAAUUCUGGAUGCAGCUAUUGUUGAGAAAAUUGAGGAAGAAGUUGAUAAGUGCAAGCAAAGAAAAAAUAAUAAGAAAGUACGUGUGACAGUGAAACCCCAUUUGCUAUACAGACCUUUAGAACAACAACAUGGAGUUAUUCCUGAUCGAGAUGCAGAAUUUCGUCUUUUUGACCGUGUUGUGAAUGUGAGAGAGAAUUUCUCAGUUCCUGUUGGCCUUCGGGGCACCAUCAUAGGAAUUAAAGGGGCUAAUAGAGAAGCUGAUGUAUUAUUUGAAGUAUUGUUUGAUGAAGAAUUUCAUGGAGGUUUAACAAUAAGGUGCUCACCUGGAAAAGGUUAUCGAUUGCCAACAAGUGCCUUGGUGAACCUUUCUCAUGGAAGUCGCUCUGAAACUGGAAAUCAGAAGUUGACAGCCAUAGUGAAACCACAGCCAGCCGUGAAUCAACAUACUGCGAAUUCCUCCGUUUCUGCUGGGAAUUUGGGAGGCCUCAACCAUUCCCCUCAAUCACUUUUUGUUCCUACUCAAGUACCCACUAAAGCUGAUGAUGAGUUUUGCAACAUUUGGCAGUCAUUACAAGGUUCCAGAAAAAUUGAACACUUUCAAACAACUCUACAAGGGAAGGGCACAGUUCUACCUCAAGAAGUCAGUCAAGUAACUCAACAGCAGAAAUCUGGCUUUAAUGAGAGCAGUGUGAAGUAUCAGCAAAGAAAACAUGACCCUCACAGAAAAUGUAAAGAAGAAAGUAAGAGUCCUAAAGCUGAGUAUCAGUCACAAAAAAUAUCUAGUAAGCAGGCUUUAGGAGGGCCUGCCAAUUAUAGCAUUAAGUUAUUGAAGAGAAAUGAAAAUUCAGAUGUCUCUGAAGUCCAGAAGGCUGUGCCUGGUUAUCCAAAAGCUAAUGAUAAGCCUAAUGCUGGAAUUGAGAACUUUUUAGCAUGCUUGAGUAUCUCUAAAGAAAAGGAAUUGCCACCAUCUCGUCAUGGAGAGCCUCCAAAUGAAGAGCAUUUGUCACCACAGUCAUUCGCUAUGAAGGGAACACGGAUGCUUAAAGAAAUUCUAAAAAUUGAUGGUUCUGACACUGUGGACCAUAAGAAUGAAAUGAAACAGUAUGGAAAUGAAGCUACUGUUUCUUCAAAUAGAAGAGAGGAAUACGGACUGUCCUCACAGUCUAAACAAAGCAAGAAAUUUGCACCUUAUCUGAGCAAGCCUCACAGUGCCAGUGAGUUCCACAGUAUGCCACCUAUGGACAGUGUGUGCUGGCCCGUGCCCGGCCAGAUCCAUCCUGUGUCCACACCAGUGACUGAACUUGCUCGAGUUUGCGCCCUUGUUGGAAUGCCACAGCCAGAUUUCUCCUUUCUGAGAACAGCUCAGACAAUGACAAUUUGCCAGGUCAAGUUAUCGAAUGGUUUGCUGGUGCAUGGGCCACAGUGCCACUCUGAAAAUGAAGCCAAAGAGAAAGCUGCGCUUUUUGCCUUACAACAGUUGGGCUCCUUAGGAAUGAAUUUUCCUUUGCCUCCACCACUCUUUCCAAAUUGCCCUCCUGCUAUGCCACCUGGAACCAUUCCUCCAGUUUUCCCCCAACAUACUGCUAACAUAAUCCCUUCAUCAUCUCAUCUCUUUGGCGCAAUUCCAUGGGUCCCACCAGUGCCAGUUCCUGGGAAGCCCUUCUAUCAGGCUCCGUAUCCUGGGGCCAUGCCCACGGCUGGGGCAGUAGCAGGUGGUGCGCACAAUCAGUUCAUACCUUUGCAGGUUACCAAAAAGAGAGUUGCAAACAAAAAGAACUUUGAGAAUAAAGAGGCCCAGACUUCUUCUCAAGCCAGCCCAGCCCAGACUAGCAAGCCAGCGUCCUCUGAGGGCGCCAGAGUGGCUGCACAGGACCAUUCCUCGGCCUCUGCGAACUCCUCUCAGGUUGCCAGCGCUGCAGCUUCUUCACAAGGUGAAGCGGCCUCCCAAGGAGCCCAUAACGUGUCUCACCAGAAGGUGGCACCACGCUCUUCUUCAAGAAGAAAGUCAAGGAAACUGGCUGUCAAUUUUGGUGUUGCCAAACCUUCUGAAUAAAUGUGUACUUGAAGCUGGGCCUGGUAGCGCACACCUGUCAUCCCAGCACUUGGGAGGCAGAGGCAGGAGAAUUGCAGGAGUUCGAGGCCACC
This is a messenger RNA of Octodon degus (degu), 5408 nucleotides long. It is a transcript of the gene Xrn1, whose product is annotated as 5'-3' exoribonuclease 1. Gene Ontology annotation, molecular function: RNA binding; 5'-3' RNA exonuclease activity. The coding region runs from base 115 to 5316 and encodes 1733 amino acids. Lineage: Eukaryota; Metazoa; Chordata; Mammalia; Rodentia; Octodontidae. The record is from RefSeq and is a predicted model, not a curated record. Gene Ontology annotation, cellular component: nucleus. The transcript is spliced from 42 exons. Gene Ontology annotation, biological process: nuclear-transcribed mRNA catabolic process; rRNA catabolic process.